UCAUCAUCAUCAUCAUCAUCAUCAUCAUCAUCAUCAUCGACAUCAUCAUCAUCUGAACUGGAGGAAAACUGCCCUCUUCCGCACAGGCUCCUCCUCAACCCUCCUGUCUCAAACUUGAAGAUUGGCGGUGCCGGCUGAGCAGCAGCGUCUCUGUCUGCAUUCAAACUCGCUGAUGAAGCGGUGAAUGAGUAAGAAAAAAAAAAUGCGCUUUAGCUUUUCUCUCGGGCACAGCUGGGGCAUCUGUCCGAGCAGAGCGGUUUCGUUGAGUGUUCGCUUUUAUGAAAUGGUGUAAUGGUCCUCAAUAAUACUCCAAAAACAACAGCGUCAACACCUCUGGACAAACACAUGGACUCGCUGGAGCACCCGGUGUUACAAUCUCAAGGGAAAGGAGCACGAAGAAAAGGUCGAUUUAAAGGUUCGGAUGGCAGCACCUCCUCUGACACGACAACCAACAGCCUUGUCCGCCAGGGUUCGGCCGACUCCUACACCAGCCGUCCAUCAGACUCCGAUGUGUCCCUGGAGGAGGAUAAGGAGGCAGUGCGCAGAGAGGCAGAGCGACAGGCUCAGGCACAGCUCGACAAGGCCAAGACUAAACCAGUUGCAUUUGCUGUUCGCACAAAUGUCAACUACAGCCCGAGUCACGAUGAUGAUGUCCCCGUGCCAGGCAUGGCCAUCUCCUUUGAGGCUAAAGACUUCCUCCAUGUCAAAGAGAAAUUCAACAAUGACUGGUGGAUAGGACGCCUGGUGAAGGAAGGCUGUGAAAUCGGUUUCAUCCCCAGUCCGGUGAAGAUUGAAAACAGUCGAAUCCUCCAGGAGCAAAGAGCCAAACAGGGCAAGUUCCACUCCAGUAAAUUGGGAGCAAACUCAUCCUCUAGUUUAGGUGAAGUGGUUCCUAACUCACGGAAAUCUACUCCUCCUUCGUCUGCCAUUGACAUAGACGCCACAGGCUUAGACCCCGAGGACAAUGAGCUUCCAGUCAACCUGCGCUCCCCUAAAGCCAGUCCAAACACUGUCAUGUCACCCCUAGCAAAAGAGAAACGAAUGCCCUUCUUUAAGAAGACGGAACACAUUCCUCCGUACGACGUUGUGCCUUCCAUGCGGCCCGUGGUUCUGGUUGGACCGUCACUGAAGGGCUACGAGGUGACAGACAUGAUGCAAAAAGCACUGUUUGACUUUUUGAAACACAGAUUUGAAGGAAGAAUAUCAAUCACUCGUGUCACGGCGGACAUCUCUCUUGCCAAACGCUCCGUCCUGAACAAUCCCAGCAAGCACGCCAUCAUUGAACGCUCCAACACACGCUCAAACUUGGCUGAAGUCCAGAGUGAGAUUGAGCGGAUUUUCGAACUUGCCCGGACGUUACAGCUGGUGGUUCUGGACGCCGACACCAUAAACCACCCGUCGCAGCUGGGAAAGACUUCCCUCGCCCCCAUUAUUGUCUACGUCAAGAUCACCUCUCCCAAGGUGCUGCAGAGGCUCAUCAAGUCCAGAGGCAAGUCUCAGGCUAAACACCUCAAUGUCCAGAUGGUGGCAGCGGACAAGCUGGCUCAGUGCCCUCCUGAGAUGUUUGACAUCAUCCUAGAUGAGAACCAGCUGGAGGAUGCGUGUGAGCAUAUGGCCGAUUACCUGGAGGCCUACUGGAAAAGCACUCACCCCACCAGCUGCAACCCCCCCAACCCACUGCUAACAAAGCUGCCCACGGCUACCCUGCCCUCCAGCCCGGCCCCGGCCUCCGGCGUGCAGGGCAGUGGUGCAGAGCAGAAAGGAGAUAAAGCGUUAGUGGAGAGAAAAGGCUCCAGAGAGGACCACCAGCACCAUCACCACCAUCACCACCACCACCACCAGAGCCAGGACCAGGCCGAUGCCGACGCCGAAGCUGAGGGGGAUGGCAAUGAGGAGGAGAGGCCGCUGAGAACGGAGUCAUCAAGGAGAGCCCAGCACAUCCACCACCGUUCGUCUUCCACCAGGACUGAGCACCACAACCACCAUCACCACCACCACCACCACAGCAGUCGAGCCAGGGGCCUCUCCCGGCAGGAGACUUUGGACUCGGAGACCCCCGAGAGCCGAGAAAGCCGAGAGAGCCGAGAGAGCCGAGAGAGCAAGGACUCGGCUUAUAACGAGCCGCGCACUCAGCUCCUCCACCAGGAAGAAGAGGAGGAGGAGGAGGAGGAAGUGGAGGAGGAGGAGGAGGAGGACGAGGAGGAGGAGGAGGACGAGGAGGAUCUAGGGGAGGGGCACCCUCAGCAGCAGCAGCGUUACGAGCAGCUGCCCCACCGGGACCACAACCACCACCAUCACCACCACCACCAUCACCGCGGCGGGGCGGAAGAGGCCGGACACAGCACGGGACACCAUCGCUCCAAGGAGCGCGAGCAGGACCAUAACGAACGGAACAAGCAGCGCUCUCACCACCACCACCGGCCGACGCGUGACCACCACCAUCACUACUACGACCGGGACAGAGACAGGGACCGAGAGGGGGAGGUGGCUCCCAAAAAGAGGGGGGAUGCAGGGGAAUGGGCCAGAGACUCCUACAUCCACCAGUGACAGACCAAAAUCCCUCCUGAAGCUCAUUUGGACUCUCCUGUUAAAGACCAUUCUGUUCUCCCAUCGUGCUGCUAUACCCUGAAACCACAGCAUCCUAUUUAUGUACACUUCCUUUGUAAAUGCAUCUUUUUCAAUGGCAGGAUUUUGAUUACAUAGAUACAAAUAUAAAUAUAUAUAAAUAUAUAUAUAUAUAUGUAUGUGUGUAUCUAUGCAUAGACGUCGUUUAUGUGUGGAUAUGCAUGACUAUUCUCAAAUAUGCAUAUUUUAAACCUGUGUUUGAUAAAGCAUGACACGAAAGCAGAAUUUUUUUCUGUACUGAGCUGUGCUUUCUGUGAUUAGCAUUUUAAUUUUUUUUUUUGUUAUUAAUGUUUUUUGGGGGGGUUUUUUGUUUUGUUUUUUGCUUGCUACCACUUGAAUGAUUUGAUCCUUCAGACUACUGCGAGAGUUGACUGACCGAGUUAGUUUGAUGCUGUAUUUGCAGAGGUUUUGUUUGUUUAAAGGAAUAGUUCGACAAUUUAGGGAAUACAUUUAUCUGCUUUCUUUGCAGAUGAGAAUAUCGAUACCACUUAGUGCUAUCGAUCUUCUCAUCUAACUAAAGCGACUGAGUGUAUUUCCCAAAAUAUCAAACCAUUACUUUAAUUAUGUCCAUCAUCUAUUUCUUAGUUCCUUUUUUUUUUUUUUUAAAUUCUGCGUCCAUGGUUUUAACAUAUUUAUGCCUCCUUCGAGGUGCACCUUAGUCUUGCCUUACAAGACAAACGAGUUCUACAAUAACUUCCUCUCUUACAUGCUGUACUGUUCUCUUUGUAUGGGUCCAGAAACAUUUUAUAACAUUGAUACACCCUUUAUUCUGCACUUUUACUGAUUCACGUUGGUUUCAAGUGAAAGCAGUUUGAUAUGACAUUGCAACUUACUGUAGGUCUCCUACCAAAACUCCCAUCAAGGUUAAUCUUUUAUUAAGUCUGACCCCUUUUUCUAAUGAAUGUUGUUUAACUCCCACUUUAACUUCAUAGUACAAAGAAUGUUCAUUUUAGGAAAUCUUCUUUAGUAUGUUCCUCAGUAUGAAUUAAAAUAUGCAUUUGCAAAAACACAAACAAUCCAGAUGUUUACCAGAUGAAGAUAAUGACAUUUUAACCAUUUGUUCACUCCCCUGACUAACAGGAUCUAUUUAAUGCAAAGUGAUGAUGGUUUAAGAGCCUCCAACACAAGAGUCAAUUAUGUGCAAAAGUUGGUUCGACUUUAAACUUAUCAUGUAUUAAUUCAUGAUACUGAAAAUCUGAAUUGACUUUAGGUUUGAGUCCACGCACUCUGCCCCUGUUUACAAUACCACAAUCUUUACACGUCCCCUUUUCUUUCUUUGGUUUUGCCUGACAAUUGUAAUUAUAAAAAAAAAAAGCUCCUCCAUUUCUAUGCUACAUUGGUAGCACUACAGAUUUUUUAACAGUGUACAUGUGUAUGUACAUAAUGCAUAAAUAUGAAGAAUAAAGUUGGCAACAAAGGACUGACACGGGGA
Messenger RNA from Thunnus maccoyii (southern bluefin tuna), 4057 nucleotides. It is a transcript of the gene cacnb2a, whose product is annotated as calcium channel, voltage-dependent, beta 2a. Gene Ontology annotation, molecular function: protein binding; high voltage-gated calcium channel activity. Gene Ontology annotation, biological process: chemical synaptic transmission; regulation of voltage-gated calcium channel activity; calcium ion transmembrane transport. The record is from RefSeq and is a predicted model, not a curated record. The coding region runs from base 292 to 2547 and encodes 751 amino acids. Gene Ontology annotation, cellular component: voltage-gated calcium channel complex. The transcript has 14 exons. NCBI's taxonomy places the organism in Eukaryota, Metazoa, Chordata, Actinopteri, Scombriformes, Scombridae.